Messenger RNA from Mesoplodon densirostris (Blainville's beaked whale), 4733 nucleotides. RefSeq names its product p21 (RAC1) activated kinase 3 (gene PAK3). Gene Ontology annotation, molecular function: protein serine/threonine kinase activity; ATP binding. Bases 671 to 2368 code for a protein of 565 amino acids. NCBI's taxonomy places the organism in Eukaryota, Metazoa, Chordata, Mammalia, Artiodactyla, Ziphiidae. The transcript has 19 exons. The record is from RefSeq and is a predicted model, not a curated record. Gene Ontology annotation, cellular component: cytoplasm. Gene Ontology annotation, biological process: protein phosphorylation; regulation of MAPK cascade; regulation of axonogenesis.
CGGUGGGUGGCACCCGGCUCGCUCUGGGGAAGGGGGUGGCGGCUGGGCUCUGCUUUUAGCCGGCCAGGCAGAUUUUCUGCCUGCCCGGACCCCCCUCCCGCUGUCACGGCGCCCCGGCCUCGAGUCCCCUACGUGGCUCCCCCAGAGCCCUGACACCCGGCGCACCGUGUACACGAUCUCGGCUCGCGAACGCGGACAAGUGGGUGUGUCGGGACCAUUCCCGGAGGACCAGGGCCCCUUCGGUGGGUCAAGCCCCAGACUCGCUUACUGGGGCCUGGGCCGCUCGAGGCUAAAUCCGCCCCCGGAGCUACGUCAGGCUAAUCCAGUGCCAGACUCUGGACUUGAGGGUUCUGGGCUGUGGUCUGUAGAAGCGAAGGAGAGAAGGACUCAAAUCCAGGCCAACUGUAUGGCUGUCUGAGGUGUUGGAACAGAAGGAAGUCCAUUCCUGUCGGUGACAACACUGUGGCCCUGUUCUGGAAUGACUGAGGUGUAAAGGUUUCCCCCAAGAAAGAGCAGCUGAGUCCUUGCAUCUUGUGGCAGCUGGUGUGCCCAGCACUGAGCCCGUCGGAGCUGAAGGCAGCCCGGCCCCUUCUCAUGGGCAGCACCCACCUGUGCUGAGGUCCUGCAGCGGUGGCUGUGUGAGGAGCUGUGCCAUCAGUUGUAACUGAAAAUGUCUGACGGUCUGGAUAAUGAAGAGAAACCCCCAGCUCCCCCACUGAGGAUGAAUAGUAACAACCGGGAUUCUUCGGCGCUCAACCACAGCUCCAAACCACUUCCCAUGGCCCCUGAAGAGAAGAAUAAGAAAGCCAGGCUUCGCUCUAUCUUCCCAGGAGGAGGGGAUAAAACCAAUAAGAAGAAAGAGAAAGAACGCCCAGAGAUCUCUCUUCCUUCAGACUUUGAACAUACGAUUCAUGUGGGGUUUGAUGCAGUCACCGGGGAAUUCACUAACUCCCCCUUCCAGACCUCUAGACCUGUGACGGUCGCUUCAAGUCAAUCAGAGGGAAAAAUGGGAAUUCCUGAGCAAUGGGCACGAUUACUCCAAACCUCCAACAUAACAAAGCUGGAACAGAAGAAGAACCCCCAAGCCGUUCUAGAUGUUCUCAAAUUCUAUGAUUCCAAAGAAACAGUCAACAACCAGAAGUACAUGAGCUUUACGUCAGGAGAUAAAAGCGCACAUGGAUACAUAGCAGCCCAUCCUUCGAGUACAAAAACAGCAUCAGAGCCUCCUUUGGCUCCCCCUGUGUCUGAAGAAGAAGAUGAAGAAGAGGAAGAAGAGGAAGACGACAAUGAGCCGCCACCAGUCAUUGCACCAAGACCAGAGCAUACAAAAUCAAUCUACACUCGUUCCGUGGUUGAAUCCAUUGCUUCACCAGCAGCACCAAAUAAAGAGGUCACACCACCUUCUGCUGAGAACGCCAAUUCCAGUACUUUGUAUAGAAACACAGAUCGGCAAAGGAAAAAAUCCAAGAUGACAGAUGAGGAGAUUCUAGAGAAGCUAAGAAGCAUUGUGAGUGUUGGUGACCCAAAGAAAAAAUACACAAGAUUUGAAAAAAUAGGUCAAGGGGCAUCAGGUACUGUUUAUACAGCGCUAGACAUUGCCACAGGACAAGAGGUGGCCAUAAAGCAGAUGAACCUUCAACAGCAACCCAAAAAGGAAUUAAUUAUUAAUGAAAUUCUGGUCAUGAGGGAAAAUAAGAACCCCAAUAUUGUUAAUUAUUUAGAUAGCUACUUAGUGGGUGAUGAACUAUGGGUAGUCAUGGAAUACUUGGCUGGUGGCUCUUUGACUGAUGUGGUCACAGAGACCUGUAUGGAUGAAGGACAGAUAGCAGCCGUCUGCAGAGAGUGCCUCCAAGCUUUGGAUUUCUUGCACUCAAACCAAGUGAUCCACAGAGACAUAAAGAGUGACAAUAUUCUCCUUGGGAUGGAUGGCUCUGUUAAAUUGACUGAUUUUGGGUUCUGUGCCCAGAUCACCCCUGAGCAAAGUAAAAGAAGCACUAUGGUGGGAACUCCCUACUGGAUGGCACCUGAGGUGGUAACUCGAAAAGCUUAUGGUCCAAAAGUUGAUAUCUGGUCUCUGGGGAUUAUGGCGAUUGAAAUGGUAGAAGGUGAACCCCCUUACCUUAAUGAAAAUCCACUCAGGGCAUUAUAUCUGAUAGCCACUAAUGGAACCCCAGAGCUCCAGAAUCCUGAGAGACUGUCUGCUGUAUUCCGUGACUUUUUAAAUCGCUGUCUUGAGAUGGAUGUGGAUAGGCGAGGAUCUGCCAAGGAGCUUUUACAGCAUCCAUUUUUAAAAUUAGCCAAGCCUCUCUCCAGCCUGACUCCUCUGAUUAUCGCUGCAAAGGAAGCGAUUAAGAACAGCAGCCGCUAGGACUGCAAGCCUUACCCCACACCAUCUCCCUCACGAGUAAGACUGAAAUAAAACUCCACUGCAGGAAAGCUGGAAGAAAAGACAGUUGAAUGGGGUGGGGAUUCUUUAACUUUCAAAUGAAUAGAAACUUCUUAUAAGCCUUUUUCCUACUCCCUCAGAUUAUGUAAUUUAUUUGUAAGCCUGAAUCGCAGCCCAAACAGGGCAGCAAUGUCGAAGUGGCCAUAAAGUGGUCACUUCUACCGUGAAGCGAAAGAGCCAGUAGUGAAUCCCCUCAUUUUGUGCAUUCACUUUGAAGAAAAAGAUUUCUCAAAGAUGCACUCUCCCUCUUCAUAGUGUUGUGUUUGUUUUUAAGUUAGAGAGUAGUCCCUCUUGCAUUCGAACCUCCUUCAAAACUCCUUACCCAAUGUGAUGUUUUUCACUUGCAUUGUCAUUAGAUGUCCAGAAAAAAAAUGUCAAAACGUUUUUUUUUAAAAAAGCAAGUAAAAAACAAAAACAAAAACAAAAAAAACAAAAAUAAAACAAAACAAAACAAACAAAAAAAAAACCCAGAGCAAGUACUGUGUGAACAUGUGGAAGUCCAUGCCCUAAUAGAGUUGAAAUUUUUUAUUCUUCUUCUAUAGUGGUGGCUCGGUUUGUGUACCUGUUUUUCUGCAUUUGUAUUGGAAAAGGUUUCUUUUAUGACAUUUUCCAAAAGCAGAGAGGAAUAUGUGUGUUCAGGAAGGGCUUUUAAAAACUCUAUGUCUAAAAGUUCAAAUGGUGAAAUCUUAUCACAUUUUCAUGAUGAUGCUUAAGAGGUAGUUGAUUUAUCAUUUGUAUAAACCAGCUCGUUCAUCUUCAUGAUACCUGAAAAAAGACACACCAAAACUAUGGCACUCCAGUUGGGUGAGUCCAGGUCUUAAACCUAGGAAAUCCUGAUAGGAGAAACCAUACUUAAACAAAGACGGGACUUUCUCCAAGAGCCAAAAGGAAGAUAAUAUAAGUAUGCAAUACUGAAAUCCUUGUUGGACAGUAAACAAAGAUAACAAUACCUAAUUUAAUCCUGUCUUGUCCUUGUGGAAUGUAGGUAACUGUAAAAUAGGCACAACAGGAGGAAACAGACCCAUUAACCAACAUUUGCGGCUGGUAAAAAUUAUUUAUCCUGACAAUUUGUAACGUUAAAAAUUUUUUUAAAGAUCUGGAGAACAGAAAUAUUGUAAGCACUCAACUCUGUAAUAAAUGGGAGGUCAGUGAAAACUCCAUCCCAGUCAACAUUAGGCUCUAAGUACUUGUUGCCAUUUUCCCUAUGUGUCACCAAUUUCUGUUUCUGGAUAUGGUGUGUUCAUACUUAGCCCUUUGGGCUUUUGAAUUUUAAAAACAUGUUUGUAAAGAUCUUGAAGUUCUCCAGUGAAAAGCAUUUGGGUUUGCAAUCAUAUACCCCAAGAAAUAUCAGUCCAACUGAAUUCCUUUUGUGGCUUGGGAAAAAUAUGAAAAUUUGACUAGUAUUUCACCGUGUAUCAAUUUAUUAGAAAUUCAACAGUUGCUACUUCCUGAAUCUUCUGAGUGUAGAAAAAUAUCUGGAGGGUGUCUGCAUAGAAAAGGAUACGCUUCUCUUUCGAGUGUAUUGUCAAUUUUAUAAAUUCUGCAUAGUUGUUUCUCUAAGCCUUUGAAAAGCUAGCAAUUUGUGCGGUAGAAGGCUUCUUGAUUUGUAGUAUGUCAAGAAUCUGAAUAGAACCUAUCUACAUCCAGCAAGAGAGGGAAAGAGAUCAAUGCCAUGGGCCUCUCUCCUUCUCUGCCUAGGCACAUCCGUCGAUAUAAUUAUCUAUCCAUUCCUUAAAAUGAAAGCACUUUCUUUAGAGAGUUUCUGCUAACCAUAUAGUGCACGUGUUUAUGUUUAGGAGAUGACACCACUGGUGGAUUUCCUAUUAUCUUCUUUGACUAUGAAAUUUGGGAGGGGCUUGACCCCCCGCCCCAAAAAUGUCCACAGUGGGAUAAAACAACAAACAUGAAAAGAUCAAGUGGUAAUAUUAAUUUGAAGCAUACUAUGUUAUACUUCACAAAAACAUGGCUGGGCCUGAAAAUUUUAAUGCCACAUUGUUUUAAUGAGAGAGAGAGAGAGAGAGAGAGAGAAGCCUUAAUUUUGAUUUCAUUGAAAAUUAAGUAUUUUUUAAAUUUUUCAUUCAUAGUGCCAGGGAAUUCAGUGAAAUAACACCUGGGAUGCAAAUAGAAUUCAGUACAUUGAUAACUAUACCCUGCCAGGGGAGAGAGCCCCAAACCUGUUUGGGAAGCCCUAGUUAUCUGUUAGCAUCCCUUACAUGUCAUGAAGGCCUUUUUUUGUUGGGGGGAGACCUGGAGCAGUGACCCUUCAGGUUACUGUAGGCGGAGAAAU